This is a messenger RNA of Neodiprion fabricii, 3488 nucleotides long. RefSeq names its product ras-related protein Rab6 (gene Rab6). Gene Ontology annotation, molecular function: GTPase activity; GTP binding. The transcript has 7 exons. The record is from RefSeq and is a predicted model, not a curated record. Bases 175 to 804 code for a protein of 209 amino acids. Lineage: Eukaryota; Metazoa; Arthropoda; Insecta; Hymenoptera; Diprionidae.
GGCGUGACGUCACUUCCCAGUCAAACGUGGCUGCCGUGCCGAAAGGAGUGGCUGUUGAAUCUGUCAAAUUAUAUGGUUAUUUGGAAAUAUUAAUGACUUUUCCCAUCGGCUACGGCGCGAUAUAGUGAGAUUUGAUUAUUGUGUGUCAAGCAAAGUGAAACGAAGCCUCAAAAUAUGUCGUCUUCGGGUGAUUUCGGUAACCCGCUGCGAAAAUUCAAGCUCGUUUUUCUUGGUGAACAGAGCGUUGGUAAAACCUCCCUCAUCACAAGGUUUAUGUAUGAUAGCUUUGACAACACGUAUCAGGCGACGAUAGGAAUUGAUUUUUUGAGUAAAACUAUGUAUCUUGAAGAUCGAACAGUUAGACUGCAGCUGUGGGACACCGCCGGACAGGAGCGAUUCCGUUCCCUCAUUCCUAGUUAUAUUAGAGACUCGACUGUUGCUGUAGUGGUGUAUGACAUCACUAAUGCUAACUCCUUUCACCAAACAUCCAAAUGGAUCGACGAUGUUCGGACGGAACGAGGUAGCGACGUCAUCAUAAUGCUAGUAGGCAAUAAAACUGAUUUAAGUGACAAAAGACAAGUUUCCACAGAAGAGGGAGAACGAAAGGCAAAGGAACUAAACGUUAUGUUCAUUGAGACCAGUGCUAAAGCUGGCUACAAUGUGAAACAGUUGUUCAGAAGAGUGGCUGCAGCUUUGCCUGGUAUGGACUCCACUGAAAACAAACCACCAGAAGACAUGCAAGAGGUAGUUCUCAAGGACACGCCGAUCGAACUGAAGGCGUCGGAAGGUGGUUGUGCAUGCUAAGCCAACAUUGGUCCUAAUGCUGUUGACCUACAGAAUCAAUCACCGAUGCAGAAUGGUGGAGAGGCCGAAGGCGAAGGAGGAUGCAUUUGCUAGGGAGCUGAUUUACUGAUUCUUACCCAGAUAACAAGAAAAAAUAUAUACCUUACACCCGAAAAUGAACCAAAUCCUCAUCCGAAUGAACAGAGUGCUAGCUUAUUUCGAUGUGCAUAAUAAUAUUGAAUAUCACUUUGCCAUAGGAUUAUAUUUUUUUUUAAACUUUCUUCUCCUAACUUACAUUACGACGCGUAAUUCUGAACGAUACUAUGAAUUGUUUGUAUUUAAUUAUACAGACUUGAUCCAAGUUUCGAUAAAAGCAAAUAGAUAUUCCGAACUGGAAAUGCAAACAGUCUGGGAAGUAACUGAAGUAACUGAAUAUCUGCCGAAAUGUAUUAGCGAGCGUAGGAAAAUUAAUACUUAUAUUAGCAGUUUACCAUCCAGAGAAAAAUAAAUCAGCUUUUCUUCACACAUAUACUUAUCGAGGUAAUCUAGCACUUGAUGCGACCGAGAACGACACAAAGGAUGGGCCAAUUUUUCACAAUGUAGGGAAGAAAAAACAAAACUAGAUUAAAGCCGUUUCAGAAGUAUUUGAAAAUGUUGAAUUCCGCAGACCUAACGUGUCUCUAUAUGUGAUAAGGCUUUAAGAAUAUUACACUGUGCUUAUACACGUUCUCUCGUGAGUCUAUAUUGAAAUUAUUGUCUAAGCUAACGACACUCUCGUAGUGCCCUGACAAAGUCGAAGUUGAAAAAAAAGAAUAAAACAAAAAAGAGAGAAAAAUCUUGCAGCAAUAUUCUAAUAACAUAAUUAUUAUACGUCAAGCUGUAUUUAUACUUACAGAUUUCUAGUUAACUAAAAGAUUUCUAUGCAAUUAUCGUAUUCGCUGAACACACGCUUCUCUGUUAGUAUGUUUCAGCAUUCUAUCAGACACAAGAAAAAAAAUAAAUAAAAAAAAAUAAAAAACGCGUACAGCUGGUUUAUUCGAUCUCUAAGCGAAAAAUUAAGCUUUCAUUAUAUCCCAGAACUCUUUUAUUCAAUUCAAUUCCAACGAAUAGUAAUACAUUUUGAUUUUAAGAGUAAUAGCUUUCUUAUUCGGUAUUUGGUAAUGUUAGAUUAGCAUUUUGUUUUAUUUUUCACCAAUAAAUGCAUGUGAAAACGCAGAUGCAUCCUAAAACUUAUUUAUCCACAAUAACAUUAGUUCUUUAUGUAUAUUUAAUUGGGUUUGAACAAUCCUGUAGUCAACUAUUAACCAGAUCGUAUUUAAGAUUGUAUUCAGUUAUUAUUUUCACAUUAGGAAAAUCCUUAAAAUUAGAAGAGCUAUUAUUGGUCUUUGAGAUUGCUUAAAGUGUCUUCUAACAAGUAACUACGUUGACUUUAUUGAUUAACUUUUGUUAGUUUAAAUCAGUAGGGAAUACAUCACACUAGACGGCGCUCACUAAUGUAUUAAACGUUAUAUUGAUUGGUCGAUACAAACGUACUGUGUGGUUUUUGAAUCAUCCAGGAAAUGUUUGCAUUUUAAUUCACACGUUGUUCAGUAGUAGAACAAACCUUUUCUCUGCUCAAAUAACAUUUCUGUUCUACGGUAUUGUAAUAUUUUACGUAAUAACGUUUUGGCGACUUGUUUAAGUUUUGUUUCUUUCUUGAAAGUAAUAUCUGUGAUACGCAAAAUGUUUGAAACCUCCAAAAAUUUGAAAAUACGAUUGUGAGGGAAAUGGUUUCUACUGAAAAAUUAAUUCCAUUGCGAAUUAUUAAAAUGUUUGUGGUGCUUAUAAGUAGGAGUAAUUGCUUUAGUAUUUAUUGUUGGUUUCAAUAUGGUUUGAUAUAUUUAAGCAAGUCAGAAUUGUUACGAGUUCAAGAUGCGUCUUAUUUAUAGGUUUUUGUAAAAGAAUAUGCGCAAAGUUUCAAGGUAUUCCUAAUGAUUUGACUCAACAAUAGUUCGAUACACUUUAAAAGCGAUAUGGAGUAUUGUAAGCUUACUGCAAAGUAACUAUGAAACAAUAUAGUACGAAAAUAACAUUUCUAUUGGACUAAUGAUAUAGAUCUGCGUCGAUGGAUAAUGAUUUAAAAAAUUGACAUUAAAAGUGGAUAUCGUAUUUAUUAUUUAAUACAGAUUAGUAGUGAAAAAUGUUUAAACAUAAAAACAAUUGUUUGGCUUUGAGCUAUGUAGAACUGCAGUAGCUGGCAUAUGUAUGCCAAUAUUAUUAUUAAAAUGAUAUGUAGAAUAUAUAUUUAGGGACUGUUUACAUUUUUAAUAUUUGAUUCUGCAAGGAGACUAGACUGAUGUUCUUGGGAUUGGUAAACCUAAAUACCCAUCGAAAAAAGAUCAAUGCAGGUAGCUACAAAAAGAAGGUAUCGGGAGUGACUGAUAUGCAUCCAUCAUGCACAAGUAGAUGAUGAAUGUUAAAAAUGUGACAGAGACACAAACCACACUGCAAAUUUUGGUCCGGUAAUAAAUUCUUAGCGUCGGUGAAAUGGUCGAUGUUGUUAAACGAAGUCUUUUGUACCAUCUUAUACAUGCAGUUUUGUUUGUACGAAAACGCAUAUGAUAUUAAAUAAUUUUUGCAAUUUUGUUAUGACUAUAUAUGUGGCAACUAUGUUUAAAAUAGUAAAGCUUUAAAUGAACAAAUGAAUAAAGGUUUGUGUUCACCAA